AUGACACCACUUAAUAGUAAUUAUUCAGAAAAAUUAAAUGAAACAUUAAUUCAAGUUAUUUUUACGAAUACCCAUUGUCUUGAUUUAACUCUAUUAUUCAGUACUUCAAUAAAUGAUUCAUCAAAUUCAAUAAAAUAUUCUAUUACUUUUCGUUCAUUUGGAGCUGAAGCUUAUAGAUUUGGAUCCUUUUUGACUGGAAAUGAAACAAUUACGAUUAAUUAUAUUCAAUUAAAUGAGAAUAUUGAUUGUGCCGAUGGACUCUAUAUUACUUGUAUUUAUUAUAUCGAACCACGAUUCGAUCCCAUAUGUAAAGAUCUUAAAUUUGACGAUGGUAGACAUUCAGUAUCACCUUCGUACAAUCCAUUAUUUGUGCCGUUAAUGUAUGCAUUAAGUAUUUUUAUGCUCUUUCCUGUCAUAAUUCAACAUCAUCGUAAGAAAACGAAACUUUUACUUGCUAGACAACAACAAAUUCGUCGUCUCUCGUUAACAAUAACCAAUGUUGAUCCGAAUGAAAAUCAUGAACUAUUCACCAAACAAAUACUAUCUAAAAUAACAAAUCGUAAUUAUUUGAAUACUGCGACAACGUCAUUUUCAUCAUUAGAUAAAUAUAUUUCAAAUUCAUCUGAUCUCAUUGAUCAUAAUGAACAGGAAGAUGAUGAUGAUAAUAAUUGUCCUAAUGCCAACGAUAGUAUUGAACAUUUAUUGAGUAGUAAACCAUGGUUAACCGUUAAUGGCGAGCCAAUCAGUGAUCAACAAACAUUUUAUAAUCCAAAUAAUGAUUUACCACAACCGUUUAAUCUGUUCAAACAGAAUUCAUUCCCAUCAUCAAGAAAAAGACGAAGUGAAUCGAGUAUAAAUAAGAGUGACGAGCAAAUAUAUGAAAAUAAUUACACAAAUCGAAAAGAGGGUGAUAUACGAUUGCCAUUGUGUAUCGAUGAUAAUAAACAAUAUUUACGUCCAAAAUCAAAAGUCAACCUUUAUCUGUCAUCUAGUCCAAACCUUUUUGAAUCCGACGUAUAA
Molecule: messenger RNA, 1020 nt
Organism: Didymodactylos carnosus
Lineage: Eukaryota; Metazoa; Rotifera; Eurotatoria; Philodinida; Philodinidae
Source: the annotation of a GenBank genome assembly